Anopheles marshallii is the source of this 936-nucleotide messenger RNA. RefSeq names its product proteasome subunit beta type-4 (gene Prosbeta7). The transcript has 4 exons. Gene Ontology annotation, cellular component: proteasome core complex. The record is from RefSeq and is a predicted model, not a curated record. Lineage: Eukaryota; Metazoa; Arthropoda; Insecta; Diptera; Culicidae. Bases 118 to 936 code for a protein of 272 amino acids.
GCCGUGACAAACAAAAUUCCUACUCAUUCCUCGAUUGCUGUUUUCAAUCAUUUGGUGCGUUGUUGUAAAAGGUAAAUUGUGGCUUCUUUUACAAUUUAUCUCAUCAGCUGUAAAGAAAUGUAUCCUAUGGGAGAUAACGCUAUGGCCGGUCCGUUCUGGAGCAAUGGUCCCGCUCCGGGUGCUUUCUAUAACUUCCCGGGUAGUUCGGUCAACAAUAGCGCAAUGCAAGCUCCACGUUCAGACACUCCCGGUGAAUUUGGCACACAGCGAUCGUAUUACCCAGUAACGACCGGCACAUCCGUGGUCGGUUUAAUGUUCAAGGAUGGUGUGAUCAUUGCGGCCGAUAAGCUUAUUUCGUACGGAUCGCUCGCUCGCUUCCACGAUGUGGACCGUGUGUAUCGUAUAAACGAUAAGACCGUACUCGGUAUCGGUGGAGACUUCGCCGACUUUCAGUACAUCAAACGACACAUCGAUCAGAAGGUUAUCGACGAUCAGUGUCUGGAUGAUAAGAACGAAAUGAAGCCACGUUCGUUCUACAACUGGCUCACCCGGGUGAUGUACAACCGUCGGUCCGAUUUCCAACCGCUCUACCUCGAUCUCGUUAUUGGCGGUAUGCAGGAUGGAGAACCUUUCUUGGGACACGUGAAUCUGCGUGGUCGUUCGUACACCAGCAAUGUUGUUGCUACAGGGUACGGCACGCAUUUGGCACUGCCACUUUUGCGCGAAUACUCGGAAAAUCCGGCAGCCUACCAACACCUCGGUCAGCCCCAGGCGAACGAACUGAUGAAGCGCGUGAUGGAGGUGUUAUGGUAUCGUGAUUGCCGCAGCGAUCCGAAAUAUUCGCAGGCCAUCUGCACUGCUAGCGGGGUGCAACUGGAUGUCGAUUGUUUCGUCGCACAGAACUGGGAUCUGGCCCACACGAUCAAGGGGUACUGA